Molecule: messenger RNA, 891 nt
Organism: Aegilops tauschii subsp. strangulata
Lineage: Eukaryota; Viridiplantae; Streptophyta; Magnoliopsida; Poales; Poaceae
Source: RefSeq, a predicted model, not a curated record
AUACAUAGUCCUGCGUUAGUUCUGUUGUUCUAUUUCAUGUGGUCGAUCGUUUUGAUCGUGUCACCCAGACCCUCCCUUUCAAGUUUCAACCCAACAACGCCGCAACGUUGCCUUCUUCGGAGGAACCUCACACCGCCGCCGGCGAGAAGCAGGCAGGGGCGAAGGAGGAGAAGCAGCAGCCAGCGGUGGAGGAGGAGAAGCAGCAGCCAGCGCCCAAAGUGGAGCCUAAGAAGCAGCAGCGUCAGGAGUCGAUCAAGGCGACAGCGGAGCAGAAAGGGAAGGCGCCCAUGGUGGAGGUGCCGCCACACGUUGAGGAGGAGGAGGAGGAGAAGGCGGCCAUGGCGAGGCCGGUGGUGCCGCGGGUCGUCACGCAGCUGACGCACGAGGAGAAAGAGGAGGACUGGCUGGCCAUGACGGUCACCAGGCUGCCGCGGUUCCCCCACAGGCGCCCCGGGAUAGUCCAGAAGCAAGUCAACAACAUCUGCCCAGGGGAGUGGCUCUGGCAGGCCAACAGGACCAGGUACAAAGUCAAGGAAAAGAAGUCCGAGAAGCGCGUGGGCGGCCUGAAAGGCAUGUCGACGGAUGACGAGGACUCCGACUCCGACUGAGUUCGAAGAGGAGCUCGGGAGCGACUCCAACAAUGGUGCAACAACGGGAGAAAGGAUAUUUUGGCGUUACCGAUGAGGAGAAGCGUCAGGAAAAGGGGUAGCAAGAGAAAGAGAGGUUGAAGAUAGUGAUCAUGGAUGGGCAUUCCAUGAGUUUGAGUCAAAUAAAAAACCCGGAAAAUAACUUAUGAGGUUGAUGUUGUGCUACCCAAUAAUGGUUUUGGAAUGUUGCAUCUCUGCUACCAAUUGCCACCAUGCAUCUCAAGUUUAUGUUUUGCAGGAACUA